AUGCUCAUGACAGUUCUCUUAGUAUCCAGCCGACUGACUGGCGGUCCUGCAAAUCCCGGAUGCUUAUUUAGUCUCGAAGCUGAGGGUAUGAGCGAAGGAUGGAGCGACUGCAUGGCCAUCGCCCUCCGUAUCAAGUCAAAUGAUACCCGAGCAUCUAGCUAUCCGAUUGGUGAAUGGGCUCAAGAUAUCACAAAUGGCAUUCGGCCCUGGCUUUACUCCACCUCAAUGAGCACUAACCCUCUCACAUGUGCCAGUGUGAAUGCUAUGGUAGAUGGACACCAGGUUGGCAAUGUUUGGGGCAAUAUGCUCUAUGAGAUCCUGUGGAAUUUGAUAGAUAAACACGGCAAUACUAACGAACCCGGUCCAACGUUUGAUCAUGGCGUCCCCAACGAUGGCAAAUAUUUGACCAUGAAGUUGGUGAUUGAUGGAAUGGCCUUGCAGCCGUGUACUCCAAACUUUUUACAAGCCCGAGAUGCUAUUCUUGAUGCCGAUACGGUGCUAACCAAUGGUUCAAACCAUCGUGAUAUUUGGAAAGGGUUCGCUAAGCGUGGUCUUGGUCAGGGGUGCAUAUAUAGUGCACAGAACCGGAUCGAUAACUUCAAUGUCCCCACAGGUAUCUGCUAA
Molecule: messenger RNA, 624 nt
Organism: Penicillium malachiteum
Lineage: Eukaryota; Fungi; Ascomycota; Eurotiomycetes; Eurotiales; Aspergillaceae
Product: extracellular metallo proteinase mep
Exons: 2
Coding region: 1-624 (207 amino acids)
Molecular function (GO): zinc ion binding; metalloendopeptidase activity
Source: RefSeq, a predicted model, not a curated record